AUGGCGGCAGGCGGGAGCGCCGGGGGAGCACUGCUUUGCAAUACAGAGGAGCUGGAUUCAGAAACCCAAAUGGAGGAACAGGAAGCUGCUGGAGCUGAAUCCCAGGAGGGUUUGGAAGGCAAAGCGCCAGACCUCCACGUGGUUCAGAUCGGGGCCACCGGGGAGUUGCUGGAGGGGGCUGUGCCCCCCCAGCAGUUUAAGCAGGAGCCCGAGGACCAAUGCUGGGAAAACCAAUUACAAGACUUCCUGAAGACCAUGCAGCCCUCCCGUUCGGGGUGGAGGAACCCCCGGUCCCCUCACUACAUGUUAGGGGAAGACUCCAAGUAUUGCCCAACCUCCUUCAAGAGAGCAGAAGAAGAAAACCAGUGGCCGAAAGUAGAGUGCGUAUCUGAAACCACACUGGGUGACAGGAAACCCUACGGGAGCAGCCAGGAUUCACCCGUGAAGGUGAAGGAAGAAGUCCUGGACGAGGAUCCCGUCCACAUGGAGGUGCGGAGACAACGGUUCCGUCUUUUCUGCUAUGAGGAAGCCGAAGGGCCCCGGGAGGUUUGUAACCAGCUCUGGGAGCUGUGCCAUCAGUGGCUCAGGCCGGAGACCCACACCAAGGAGCAGAUCCUGGAGUCGCUGAUCCUGGAGCAGUUCAUGACUGUCCUGCCCCCCGAGAUGCAAAGCUGGAUCCGGGAACGGGGGCCGGAGACCUGCACGCGGGCCGUCGCCCUGGCUGAACGUUUUUUGCAAGACUCCGAGGAGCCGGAGCAGAAGGUGUCAGGAACUUUAGAACAGGGGUUUAAUUCUCCCAAAUCGGAUCAUUCUUCGCCUCAUGUCCUGAAGGUGCAGCUCCCUUUGGAAAAGAAGCAGGAGGAUGAUUGGGAGGCCACUUUGUCAGGGAACGAGCAAGUGCAGGAAGAGGGAGAGGAGGAGGAAUCUUUCCCGGCCAGCCAUCCUGAACCGACAAUUAGUGGUGGGUUAUCCCUGGAAAGAGCCGCAGGGAAGGGUUUCCAAGGCCCCGAGUCGGACGAGAAUCCCGAAGGUCACUCCGAAAGCCAUCCUGGAAAGGUGACCAAACGCUUUGAGGAGAGCAGCAGAGGCGCCCGGGAAAGCUCCUCUCAGGAGGGGAUUCCCCGGCACGUCGACUCGGGGGAAAGUUCCGGCAAAAGCUUUGGCCCUCAGGAAAUUCAACCGAUGGAGAAACCUCACAAGUGCUCGUUCUGUGGGGCCAGUUUCUAUGAGAGAACUCACCUCAUCAUCCACGAGAGGAUCCACACCGGAGAGAAGCCCUACAAGUGCUCGGUCUGCGAGACGUGGUUCUCUCAUCCUUCCGAGCUGAUGCGGCACGAGGAGACCCACAUGCCUGAGAAACCGCACAAGUGUGCUGUCUGCGGCAAGAGCUUCAACCAGAAAGCCUCCCUCAUCACCCACGAGAGGACGCACACGGGGGAGAAGCCCUACGAGUGCUCCGAGUGCGGGAAGAGCUUCAGCACCAGCUCCCAGCUCAUCACCCAUAAGAGGGUCCACACGGGGGAGAAGCCCUACAGUUGCUCCUACUGCGGGAAGAACUUCAACCAGAAGGCCUCCCUGAUCACGCACAAGCGGACGCACACGGGCGAGAAGCCCUACGAGUGCACACUCUGCGGGAAAAGCUUCAGCGCCUGCUCCCAGAUCAUCAACCACAUCCGGGUGCACACGGGAGAGAAGCCCUACGAGUGCCUGGAGUGCGGGAAGCGUUUCGGCAGCAGCUCCCACCUGACGGAUCACAAGCGGACGCACACAGGCGAGAAGCCGUACAAGUGCCCCGACUGCGGGAAGAACUUCAGCCGGAGUUCCAACCUUACGGCUCACAGCCGGAUCCACACAGGAGAGAAGCCAUAUAUAUGCUCAGGUUGUGGCAAGAGCUUCAGGCAAAAGGCCUCCCUCAUCACCCACAAGAGGACUCACACGGGGGAGAAGCCCUUCGAAUGCGCCGAGUGCGGGAAAAGCUUCAUUUCCAGUUCUCGUCUCGUCAGCCAUAAACGGGUCCACACGGGGGAGAAACCCUACGAAUGCUUAGAGUGCGGGAAAUGCUUUAUCUCCAGUUCUCACCUUCUAAGCCAUAAAAGGGUCCAUACGGGAGAGGAACCUUUGAAAUGCUCGUAG
Molecule: messenger RNA, 2133 nt
Organism: Protobothrops mucrosquamatus (brown spotted pit viper)
Lineage: Eukaryota; Metazoa; Chordata; Lepidosauria; Squamata; Viperidae
Product: zinc finger protein 436-like
Exons: 4
Coding region: 1-2133 (710 amino acids)
Biological process (GO): regulation of transcription by RNA polymerase II
Cellular component (GO): nucleus
Molecular function (GO): RNA polymerase II transcription regulatory region sequence-specific DNA binding; DNA-binding transcription factor activity, RNA polymerase II-specific
Source: RefSeq, a predicted model, not a curated record